CUGUGUAGAUAGAAUAUGGAAUGUAUGAAAUAUAUCUAGGUGUUCACAGAUUCUAUAUAAACAUGAACAGAAACCAACAAAAUCAGGGAAUGUGGAAUCCAUAUGGAGUCCAAGGAUUUCAGUUCCUGCCUCCAGAGGAUGGUGAUAGAACUGGAGAGAUGCCCUCCUCUGUCCCUCUCAUGAACCCUCUACUUAGUCCUAUGAUGGUUCGGGGCAGUGCUCCUUACACUCAAUUCAGCAUUAACGGGCCUUACGGUCCUGUUCAGUUUCAGGGAUUUCCAGUUGGGGGCCAAAAUCCUCUGAAUGUCAAUGACAUGAACCAACUGAGUGAGAUGAAUCCUGAUAUGAAUCCUGAAAUGAUGAACAUGAUACAAUGGGGUCAACAACAGGGGCUCCAGCCUAUUAUCUACCCAAUGAUGAUGAUGGUUCCUCUAAAUCAGGCUCAAAUGAAUCAGCAGUUCCCUGAUGUUGUGGAGGAUGGGGCCCAGGAUGAAUUUCUUGAUGCAGUCAGUGAUUUCCCCUAUGAUACCAGAUCUGAUCAUGAUGUUACCCCGGAUCUUGUCAGAGCAACCACUGAGACUGAACCUACCUAUAUGAAUGAAGAAAAUCAGCAGACCACAGAACAGGAACAACCAAGCUAUGCAAAUGACCCCGGGAUUGUUGAAGUAACCAGCUCUGGUGUACAGUCACAUAAACCAGUCUCUACAGUACACCAGGCCAGCAGUCUGCGCAGAGGGGCAACCAGUGUUCACAAUUUCGGGGAAGAAGAACCACGAAUUAGAAAUCAGAUGCGGGCACAGAGUGUACAGCCAGGGCACAAAAGCAAGGAAUAUGAUCUGGCGUCUAGAAAAGAAAAGUUUAAAACCUACAGCUACAAUAGAUCGAAACAAGCAAAUAGAUCUUACACCUUGUCAAGGACCCAGUCAACUGUUUCUAAUUUUCAACCCAGCGAAAGGCCUCCAACUGUUCUACACAUUCCAGAUAUUAAACCAAGACUUAGGAAGGAUGAAGACCAUAGCUCAACCCAAUCCCUAUUCCCCGCUGUUAUAACAUCUAAUCUCAGGAAAGCAGACACUUAUUAA
Molecule: messenger RNA, 1082 nt
Organism: Eurytemora carolleeae
Lineage: Eukaryota; Metazoa; Arthropoda; Copepoda; Calanoida; Temoridae
Exons: 13
Coding region: 21-1082 (353 amino acids)
Source: RefSeq, a predicted model, not a curated record